AUGAACAAAAAAUCACUAGAAAGCAAAUGGGUUGAGACGAUUGAUGAUCAAGAAGAAUUCAUGGUUCGGGAAUUGCUUCGAAGAGGAAAUGACGGAAAGCAAGCGUUCGAUUCAGCGCCAGUAUUUUUGGAAAUUGCUCUAGUGGUGAUGUUCAAAUUCGCGAUGGGAAUCGAUCUUCGUGAAAAUCCAAAACGACUAGAGAAACUUCUUCGUUGUGGAAAAGCUGGGAUUGAAGCAUUCGAUGGGAUCGACCAGCACAGUCUGAUCUUCGAAUGGAUGCCGAAAUUUCUCCGAAAACUCAUUCCAAUCAGUCUCUGGCCUGAUUACAUAAAGGAGCAGAGCGAGCUUCUCGACGAGAUAAUUGAAAUAAUGGCGGAAGUGAAAGCAGAAAGUGAUCAAGUUGGAGAUGAGUCCUCCUUGAUCUCCAUUUUCGAAAAUGACGUCGAAAAUGGCAAGAUGAACUACUGGGACGCGAUUUGGACAAUGCAUCAGUUAGUUAUCGCUGGAAAUGAUACUGUCUCUGUCUCCCUCAGAACGUUUCUAAUAAAUCUGGCGAAGCAUCCUGUUGAGCAAGAAAAAAUCCGCGACGAACUCAAAGAGAAAAACUUUGGACAAAAAGAACUCAAGGAUUGUCCGCGUCUCUUCGCGGCAAUUUAUGAGUCGUUUCGAUACUCGCCGACGGUGUCUGAGUCCACUCCGUUUCACACAAUUACUGAAGAUGCAAUUGUUGAUGGCAUUCAGUUCAAGAAGGGAGAUCUCAUUCGAUCAGCCAUAGGCGCGAUGGGUUUUCAUGUCGGCAAGGAGGACCCCUUCAAAUUUGUGCCCGAUAGAUUUCUUGACGAAAAUGGCGACUUUCGAAAAUACGAUGCUUCAGUUCCGUAUCACCUCGGCCGUCGAGAUUGUCCUGGGCAGAUUCUCUCGAAUAUUGAGCUGUUUCACAUGUCAAAGAUUAUUCUCAAGCAUUUUGAAUUGAAAACAAACGAGAUGGGCACGUUUCAGAACCUUGAAGAAUUCGAGAAUGUUUACAGCGGCGGCAAAUUCUCCGAUGAUGAUCAUUACUUGCCACUGUUUAAAGAAAAUCGAGUUGUGUUUGUUCCUCUCGAACAAUGA
This is a messenger RNA of Oikopleura dioica, 1110 nucleotides long. The record is from the annotation of a GenBank genome assembly. Lineage: Eukaryota; Metazoa; Chordata; Appendicularia; Copelata; Oikopleuridae.